Podospora pseudocomata is the source of this 454-nucleotide messenger RNA. RefSeq lists its product as uncharacterized. The record is from RefSeq and is a predicted model, not a curated record. The transcript has 2 exons. Bases 1 to 306 code for a protein of 101 amino acids. Lineage: Eukaryota; Fungi; Ascomycota; Sordariomycetes; Sordariales; Podosporaceae.
AUGGCCUCGCCCUCUGAGGUGGUGAGAUACGGCACGAGACCCUCGAUGACAAUAAUGGUUGGCCGGUCAUUUUGGAGGGAUUGUAUAAAGGCCGAAUCGAGGGCAGAGCCCGCCAUGAGGCUGUAUUGGUUGGCCCUCGACGGUUCUGGCAUGAACUCCCGCCGUAAAUCUACAACAUCUGGGAGAUCGACGUCAAUCCAACGAACGCUGUCGCCCCAUGAAAUCCGCAACAAGGGAACCAACUUGAAGUCUAUCGAAGUCGUAAUCGAUCUGCUCGACGACAGCUGCUGCCAAGCUGUCACCUAGAAGUUGUCGAGCCUUUAGAGUGACGAAAAGCGUCUGUUCCGUGCUGCUUAGCUUGUCGGGCUGCAUGGCGGAAUCUUGAAGUUUUGUCUUGGCGGCAAUGAUGUUUGGUCGAUACGAAGCCUGAGCAUCUGGAAGGAAAUCAGCGGGG